Messenger RNA from Paramormyrops kingsleyae, 3428 nucleotides. RefSeq names its product neuronal PAS domain-containing protein 4A-like. Gene Ontology annotation, molecular function: RNA polymerase II transcription regulatory region sequence-specific DNA binding; DNA-binding transcription factor activity, RNA polymerase II-specific; protein dimerization activity. Gene Ontology annotation, biological process: regulation of transcription by RNA polymerase II. The record is from RefSeq and is a predicted model, not a curated record. NCBI's taxonomy places the organism in Eukaryota, Metazoa, Chordata, Actinopteri, Osteoglossiformes, Mormyridae.
CGGUGACUCCGUCUAAAGUCUCCGCCCUGUCCUCGGUUUUGUCCAAAUUGGGAUUUUUGCGUCGACGGAGCUCCCCAACGUCACCGGCGAGGAGAAAGUGGGGGUGACGUUGAAUAGAGUAGGGAGGGGGAAAAUGUGCUUUACCUAUACUGAUGAGGAGUCUGUUACCCCCCUCCCUUACGUCAGUGAUAGCUCACCGGGACCCCCCUUUGCCAGCACUGCCUCAGCCUAUAUAAGUUGCGGACGAGCGAAGCCCUCCACCAGAAACGAGACCUAAAUACCACGGCAAGAACGGAUCUAGCAGCGGCGGUUUGACUCAUUGUCGUCGGGGGAAGGAGGCAUUAAACGAGCGUUUCGCCAGCGGAACCGGGACGGGAAAUCGAUAUAUUCACGAAAAAGAGAGAAUAGUCCGAGGAUGUUAGCGCCGACAAAAUAACAACUAUUCGCGAAAUCCGACGGACCGAAACUUUCUACUGUUCAUCGCGAAUAGGGGAAAAGGAGAAAAGUGAGUUGCUCUGCAUCCAGGCAGCCUCUUAAAAAGAUCGGAAGCCGGCUCUUUGAUUUACCGGCUGCUCUGGCUGAGAUGUACCGGUCCACGAAAGGAGCGUCCAAGGCUCGCAGGGACCAGAUCAAUGCGGAGAUCCGGAGCCUGAAGGAGCUCCUGCCGAUAUCCGAUGCGGAUAAGGCUCGACUCUCAUACCUUCACAUCAUGUCGUUGGCUUGCAUGUACACAAGAAAGUCCGUCUUCUUCUCUGAGGAAGCAGCCGCGGCUGGCGGCUACGAAGGAACCGCAAGCUUCAUGUCAUUUGAGGAGCUGUCGGAGCUGGUCCACGGACUCCCGGGCUUUCUCCUGCUGUUAACAAGUGAAGGAAAACUCCUCUAUCUGUCUGACAGCGUCGCCGAGCACCUCGGACACUCCAUGGUGGAUCUGGUUGCUCAGGGUGACAGCGUGUAUGACAUCAUUGACCCGAGCGACCACUUUGUCAUGAGAAGCAACCUCGUGCCUACAACUGCACCUGACACAGACCGCCUGUUUCGCUGCCGUUUCAACACCUCCAAGUCGGUCCGUCGGCAGAGCGCCGGCACCAAACUUGCGCUAAUUAGGGCGCGCUGCCUGUCACCCCCAAGCCCCGCCUCCUCUUACUGGACGUCCAAUCCGGUUUGGAUGUGCUUCUGUUCACCUCUGGAGGCGCAGCCGCUGCAGCCGUGUCCCUCCCGAAGCCCCACCCUAACCCCCCCAGCUGACCACGCCUUCUUCCUGGCCUGCUUCCACUCCCAGCAUGGCCGGGACAUGAGGCUACAGGAGGCGCAGGACAGCAUUAACGUUUACCUGGGCUACGACGUCGAGACCCUGCGCACACACUCCUGGUACAGCCUACUGCACCCGGAGGACCUGUCGCAUGCCUCUGCGCAACACUGCCGCCUGCUCAGCGAAGGCGGAGAAGGACGGGUGGAGAUGGUGGUGCGGAUGGAGGCUGCAGAUCAUACAUGGGUGUGGCUGUACAUGGUCCUCACUCUGGAGGGCGGUGACAGCCCGAUUAGCUGCCAUAACUACGUCAUCAGUGAGUCGGAGGCAUGGUCUGUGCGCCAGCAGCUGUGCACGGAGCAGAACCAGCUGGCCCUGGUGCUGAGCGCUAGCGCCUCCUACCAGCACAGCCUGGGACUGCAGUCCCCAGACACGUUGUCCAGCCCGGACCAAGUCUUCACGCCGAGCAGCAGCGGCCUCUCCGCCCAGUCCUUUGACUUCAGCUCCGGCGCCGAGCAGGCCCCCGGCGGAGGGGCGGAGCUUGCACAGCCCGAAGGCGGACACCCGCGUUCCAGCCUCUCCUCAUUGGAGGAGGAGAGCUUCCCCCAGCAAAGUCAGCCUCCCUCACAACAGCAGCAGCCGCCGCGUCCUGGUGACGCCGCCACCCCCCCUCCCCCUGCCUCCUCCCCAGCUCAGGGGGGCUCUUCUGACCCCAUGUCCGACUUCAACUUCCUGGCCCAGAGCAUUUUUCUCUCCCCACCCCUCCAGACAGGACCGCGUCUCCCAGUGAUACCCCUCUCCCCGCCCCCUCAGCCGGCAUCCCACCCCCACCAAGGAAAGGAGUCCGUCUGCACGCCCCCUUACACCCCACAGCUGGGGGGUGGAGGCUUUGUCUUUGGCGACCAGCUUUUCUCCAUGGACACCAACAUCGGUGAAACUUCCACGGUCGCUCCCCCCGUCGCCAUGCCGACACCGUUGACUACCCCUCAUACUCUCUCCAUCUCAGCGGCCACCACAGACCUGCUUUUUUCCAAGGAGACCUGCGCCGGGCCCUUCUAUGAGAAGCUACCCCCCACCCCAGACACUCCCGGAGAUGGCGACUGUACCAUCAUGACCCUCCCUGAGGUCCGGGGGCCUCUUUUUGUCGACGUCCCCAGCCGGCCAUUCCCUUACCCACACGAAGGUCUUCUAACCCCAGAAGCUUCUCCGGGAGAGCAGACAUGCCAGCCACUCUUCUCACUAGAUGGCCAGCAGGACAAGGAGAGGAUAGAGAUUUCACUGCUGGCCCAGCACAUCAGCUCUCUGGCUGAAAGAUUCUACCCCGAAGGCAUCUUUCACAAGCUCAUGACCUCCUCCCCGACGUCCCCUAGACCUCCCACCCCAGCCCAGGAUUUCAUCCCUCCAAUGUUCGAACUCUACCCUGUCAAAUGCUGGAGGAGUUCAGAACUUUCUCUCAGCCCAGAUGACAUCGCUCUUAUCGAGGAGUGCAUCAUAGAGGCUCUCCUCCAGGACCUCUCCUCCUCAUCCCCGUCCCCCUCCCCCUGCCAUUCCUCACCACCGCCCUCUCCACCAAUGCCAGAGUGCUGGUGCCCACCCCCUCAGUUCGAGGGGGCGUCUCUGGUCGGCCUUGGCCACAUCUGUAGCGUCCAAUCGGCGCACUGUAAUUUGGCAGCUGGGGGCGGAGCAACGGCGGGCACUGAUGCAGAGGCAGCCAAUGGCGAGGGAGAAAUCCAGGAAGGAGCUAUGGAGGUAGAGGCUUCUCCCUCACCACCUUGCUACCCCUCUGCCACCUCCUCAGUAUUAGCAUCCCCGCUGAUUGCCCCUGCUGUGCCCGUCGCCUCCCCCAGCCUGCUCCGCGCCCAGCCCCUCCCAGAGGAGUUGGCCGCCGUGGAACCCGUGUUUGGGGCGGGAGCCUCAAUUGCCCCUGCCCUGGGGCAACAACCUGAGUUGUAUCAACUCCACUGUCGCUCUCCACCACGGGACUUCCAAGCAGGUGAGAAGGGGAGCACUUCUGCUGCCAUGCCAGCACCAUCCGAUUCUUACACUUCAACUAUAUAUAGGUCAUGGGAGUUUUACUUACACAAAAAUGUUCUGAGGGCAGAAGUAAAAAAUGAUUGGUUCGGAGAGAUAACCAAUCAGAAUAUAGAGAAGGUGGGUCCAAGCAACUAGAGGAGGCGGGACC